Messenger RNA from Dictyostelium discoideum AX4, 510 nucleotides. RefSeq lists its product as hypothetical. Bases 1 to 510 code for a protein of 169 amino acids. The record is from RefSeq and is a predicted model, not a curated record. The transcript has a single exon. Gene Ontology annotation, molecular function: catalytic activity. Lineage: Eukaryota; Evosea; Eumycetozoa; Dictyosteliales; Dictyosteliaceae.
AUGAUUAGAUCCAGAAAUUCAAAUCCAAAUAGAUUGAAAAAUCUAUUUUUAAACAAAUAUAGCUUUUUCUUAUUUAUUACAAUUAUAUUAUAUUAUUAUUUUUCUUUUAAUAUUCAAAAGACAAUUGAUCACCAACCAAUUACAGUCCACUCAGAAACACAACCACAACAAAAAGAACCAAUAAAUAAAUUACAAUAUGUUCAAAAAUUAAUUGAUGAUAAUAAAUUAAUAAUAUUUUCAAAAACUUAUUGUGGCUUUUCAAAGAGAAUUAAACAAUUAUUUAAAACAAUUGAUGGUGUAACACCAAUGAUUGUUGAAUUGGAUAUAAUAGAUGAUGGAACUGAAAUUCAAUCAAUUUUAAGUGGAAUAUCAAACAUUCGUACAGUUCCUCAACUUUUUAUUAAUGGUAAAUUCAUUGGUGGAAAUGAUGGUAAGUUUUUUUUAUUUUAUUUUUGGAAGAAAAAACUUUUACUAACUUGGAAUUUUUUUUUUUUUCCCAAAAAUAAAUAA